Plasmopara halstedii is the source of this 1578-nucleotide messenger RNA. Its product is annotated as LMBR1-like membrane protein. Bases 1 to 1578 code for a protein of 525 amino acids. The transcript is spliced from 3 exons. The record is from RefSeq and is a predicted model, not a curated record. Lineage: Eukaryota; Oomycota; Peronosporomycetes; Peronosporales; Peronosporaceae.
AUGGCACUUGAUCUAUUCCUGCUGGCUGUCGUGGUCAUCAUUGCGGUUGCUUUGCUCAUCUGCAAUGUCUACAUUCUUGUAUACUUUCAACACGAUGAUGAUAAGAAUACUGCCUACUUUCCAAAAGCUCUUGUGGUCUUUGGAUUGUUCUUUGCCGAGGCAACUGUACUUUUGUUGCCGUUAGAUGUAGCAAAUAAUUCGACGGCUAUUGGAUGCGAGGAAGGAUGGAAUCCUGUUUGUGGAAAUUUAAACAUGGAUUUACUUUGGUUAUUAGUCUUUUUAUCGAUUGUCAUCUUUCUUGUGGUUUUGCUUCCAUUUGCAAUCUUUUAUUACGAAGCGGAUGAUGGUGAAGAGAAUCCAACAAAUAGUCAAUGGAAAGAAGCGAUGAAGAUGGAAACUGGCACAAUUUUUGUUGCAGUGGCGUUAAUUACGGUACUUUAUAUAACGUGUGGUGAAAGUAGCGUCCCUAUGCGUGCCAUGGAAGUCAAUAGCAUGUCAGCCAGUCAAGGAUUUCAACCAUAUGUUGAUGGCACCACUCUUUCCAGUACUAUCGUAGCUGCUGCGAGCAAUGUGACAGUUCAGCAUAUCAAACUCACACUUGACGUGUCAUUGCCAGUUUAUGUGACUGGAUUAACAAGUUUUAUCGGAUGGUUUGGCUUUGCGAUUUUCUGCGGUAUUGGACUUAUCGCUUUGCCGAUGGAUUUGAUUCUUGCAUUUUUUCACCGUCCAAAGUUUAUCAGUGCUGACGUUUACGCAAUUCAAAAGCUAAUUCUACAGCGUCGGUCAGUUGAACUGUUAGAGAUCGGUCGAUCGAUUAAACAACGAUCGGACCGUCCAGGUCCUGGUCAAAGUGCUUGGGAACGCAAGAAACAGCGUCGACUGGAUUUUGUGACACUUAAUAAGUUUAAACAGUCCGUGUAUUUGCUUGAAGGCGACGUUGUGGAUCUUAAACUUUGUCACGAAGAGUAUCGAAACUUUAAUCCUCUCAAGCCGAUAUUCAAGCUGCUCAUGGGAUGCAUUGCUAGUGUCAUUAGCUGCAUGUGGUUUUGCCACAUUGCGCUUUACAUGCUACCAAACGCACCAUUGCUGCCUUUUCUAAACACGUACUUUAUCUGGUUUGAUCGCUGGUUUCCACUGUUUGGAACCAUCUCUGUCGGAAUUUUCAGCACCUAUUUGCUUGCGUGUGCAGUUAAAGGUUGUUUCAAGUUUGGUAUGCGCUGCUUUUGCAUUGCGUUGCACCCGAUGAAACUGCAUGGAACUUACAUGAAUUCGUUGAUAUUUAAUCUCGGAUUAACUUUACUCUGUGCCAUUCCAUCUGUACAAUUCUGUGAUCAAGCUUUUGCUGAUUACGGACGCUUAACAGCUUUGCGAACGCUCAUGGGUGUGCAAAUUCAUUAUUUAAAAGGGAUGAGCACGAUCUGGGACUACAAUAUCUUUAUCUACGCCAUUUUCGUCAUUAGUUUUCUCACUGCGGCAAUUUUGCUCGCAAAACCACGAGAUCGCGCUUCACCUGUUGAUGGCAUUCGCAAGAGAAUUGAACGUCAAGUUCGGGACACAGCUAAUGCUAAUGCUGUGUAA